Messenger RNA from Lasiosphaeria miniovina, 2052 nucleotides. RefSeq names its product AAA family ATPase. Bases 1 to 2052 code for a protein of 683 amino acids. Gene Ontology annotation, molecular function: ATP hydrolysis activity; ATP binding. The record is from RefSeq and is a predicted model, not a curated record. The transcript has a single exon. NCBI's taxonomy places the organism in Eukaryota, Fungi, Ascomycota, Sordariomycetes, Sordariales, Lasiosphaeriaceae.
AUGUUCGUCGACCCCAGCCAGCCGCCAGACGAGACCGAGGAGAAGGAGAUGAGCUCCCAUCUGACCGACGUGGACAAGGAACGCAUCGCCCAGCUCGAGGACAGCGAGACCCCGAUGCUGCUAGAGCUGAAGCAUCUCGAGAAGCGCUGGACCUCCAAGGGCCGCAUGUACAUUACCGAGCCAAAGGACGACGAGGAGCUGCCUGCGAACAAGAUCAAUUGGCACGAGAAGUUUGCCCUGUGCGUCACCCGUCACUACGACCAGCAGAACAAACACGUCGAGCGCACCACGCUCCGCAUCAACUCGCUCGUCCUUAAGGGCCUGCUCGCCAAAAUCAUUGGCUCGUCCUACCCGGGCCAGAACUUCUGGACCAACCAGGUCACUGUCGACUUUCCCUGCCAUUCUCUGUUCCACUACCGCGACGAGCUGCGUGCCGCCCUUGCCGACCAGGAGCCCGGCUCGGCCGGCGCCGCCCACCUUCCCAUCUUGCUCAACUUCAUUAACGAAGAGUUCGAGGAUGUCAUCAGAGACAGCAACAACCUGCGUAGCCAGGGCUUGGUCUCGUACGUCAACCUCUGGACCAUCUUCAAGCCUGGUUCCUUGAUCUUCAGCAGCAAUCUGGGCCAGCCGUGCGUUUUCAAGCUUCAUAGUUACAACUACGACCGCGGUGACGCGCCCGCUAUGGAGUUGACUGGUCAAUUUGUCGAUUUCGACGGCGAGAACUUUGGCACCCGGCAACAUACCUUCAAAGUCGACCAGUUUCCCGGCGUCAAGUCAAUUGCAAACCUCUCUGCCAUUCCGCUGCAAAUGCACCCCAGGCAUGAGGCUGUAUCCGAGACCUUGACUGCGCGCGGCCGAAAGUGGGAGUCGCUUGCUGGUCAGCACCUCCGCGCGUAUAAGGGCAUCGCUCUUGACGUCACCGGCGCGAGGUACAACAUCAACGGCCAGGUCAUGGUCGACACGCAUACCUUCCAUCGCAUCGAGGCCGAUGAGGCUUUUGAUCUCGACGAAGAAUUCCCAAGGCUUCCCGUCGCUUCCGACGAAGAGAGCGACUCGGCCAAGCGCAACCUGGCGCUCGAAACGGAGGACUGGGAUCUCGUCAGCGAGGGCGGAGCGGCCAAAGCCAAGCCCACUCUAGCCCCGCUAACCGACGAGCAAUGCCUGAUGGCCUCGCCCCUCGUGCGCGGCUUCUCCUUCAGCGAGAAGAAGUUCCUCGAGUUUGCCGUCGACAAGAUCCGCGAGAUUGAGUGGAACAGCGAGUGCUUCGAGCAGCUCGUGCUGCCGAACCAGCAGAAAGAGCUAGUGCAGGCCCUCGUGGCCGAGCACAUCCAGCGCGCCACCGCAGCUGCCGCCGGCACGAGGGACUUUGACGACAUCAUCAAGGGCAAGGGUCAGGGCCUGAUUCUGGUGCUGCACGGCCCGCCCGGCGUCGGCAAGACGCUGACGGCCGAGUGCGUCGCCGAGUUCAGCCGCCGCCCCCUGUACAUGGUGUCGUCGGGCGACCUGAGCAACACGCCGAGCGAGCUGGACGAGCAGCUGGCCCGCACGCUCGACCUCGCGUCGACGUGGAACGCUGUGCUACUGAUCGACGAGGCUGACGUCUUCCUCGAGCGGCGCUCGUUGCACGACAUGGACCGCAACGGCCUCGUGUCCAUCUUCCUGCGCACGCUUGAGUACUACUCGGGCAUUCUGUUCAUGACGACGAACCGCGUGCGCACGUUUGACGAGGCCUUCAAGUCGCGCAUCCACGUGCCGCUCAAGUACGACGAACUGCCGGCCGAGAGCCGGUUCCGCGUGUGGAAGAACUUCCUCGGCCGCAUCGAGGGCGGCGCCGACAUCAGCGAGGCCAGCUGCCGCAGCCUGGCCGAGGCCCGCCUCAACGGCCGCCAGAUCAAGAACAUUGUGCGCACCGCCAAAAGCCUGGCCAACUACAAGGGCAACCGACUCGACUACCACCAGCUCCGGCAGGUCAUGGACAUCCAGAUCAAGUUCGAGGCCGACCUAGACACGACCGGCAAGGACGACAGCGAGAUUGACGCCGUCGAGCGCUAG